This is a messenger RNA of Tripterygium wilfordii, 908 nucleotides long. RefSeq lists its product as uncharacterized. The transcript has 3 exons. The record is from RefSeq and is a predicted model, not a curated record. NCBI's taxonomy places the organism in Eukaryota, Viridiplantae, Streptophyta, Magnoliopsida, Celastrales, Celastraceae. Bases 136 to 738 code for a protein of 200 amino acids. Gene Ontology annotation, molecular function: RNA binding.
UUUCCUCUAGUCCUCUCAUAUUCCUCUAAAUCUGCAGUGCCCCUCCCUAGCAAAGCCCAAACCAUCCAAGACCCGACACCAACCUCUUCCAAGUUCCAAUCGGCGAUCGAUAGCUGAUUUGUGUUUAUCAUCAUAAUGGCAUCCAAGGCUGAGGCAGAGGCAGAUUAUUCUCUCUUUGAGGAGAAGGUGAGGAGGACAGUUUAUGUUGACAAUCUCACACCGCAGGCCACCGAAUCUGUGUUGAGAACGGCCUUUAAUCAGUUUGGGAGUGUUAGAAGUGUGCAACUUAUCCCAAAUUACUUGGAGCCAAAGACUAUCCCACAGUGUGCUUUGGUGGAAAUGGAGAAACCAGAUCAAGCUAAAGAGAUUAUAUCAAUAUUAGCCCAAUAUCCUUUUAUGAUAUCUGGGAUGCCGAGGCCAGUCAGGGCACGUGCGGCUGAACCGGGGAUGUUUGAUGAUCGCCCAACACUGCCUGGUUUAAAGGUUCGGUGGCGCUGGUUGGAACCCAAUGAUCCCAAAUUUGAAGUGGCCACAAAAUUAAAAGGCAUGACUAGAAGGCACGCCAGUGAAGCUUCAUUCUUGCUCAAGAGUCAACUGGAUCAGGAAGAGAUGCUUGCAAAAGAGCAGGCGGCAUCCCUCAAAGCCAAUUACAAGAAGUACGAGAUGUUAGACGGUCUCAAGACUGAUCGAACGGCUCAUCACUUGGCACACCACUACAACAUGGGACUUAAGGAUUGAUGGCCUAUUUCUUGUCUUAGUUCCUUUCUCAUAUGCUGGUUUCUUUUUGUAUAAUGCAAAUCAAGGCAUGUGUUGUUUUAGUUAACCUAAACUUUGUGGUACAAGAUUUAGAUGUCAUAAGCUUUAACAGGAUGGACAAUUCAACAAAGAGAGAAUUGGCAUUACUUGAA